AUUAGCCGGCCAGACUGGACGUCUCCCUCGCCGCCGCUGCGCAUUCUUCACGGACGCGGCGACGUACCCAGUCGACGGCGACGGUCGCCUCCUCGAAGGCGUGUGCGACGGACCCGGCGGGUGCUCCUGCGUAAACGGUGGUUCGUGCUGCGUCGCGGGCAACUUCGAGUGUGCGUGCGUGCGGGCGCGUUUGGGGCAACGUAGCAAGUCUCUCCGGGGGAGUGCGCCGAUCGUCUCACGGCUGGCUUGUUCGCAUUCGCUCGCGCCCGCAAGCAACGAGACACCUGCCUACUGUGCUACGUCGUACAGCGACAACGGAGAUCGCAGUUGGAGUUGGAUCCAAACGUGCUGCGCUGUACAGGAGGCUACAACGGAGGGCUGCGUAAAGCUCUGCGCCAUCUGCGCUAGCUCGUCACUUGAGAGAGGAGGAGGAGGAAGCUCAUUUCCUUUCGUACAAGGGUCGUCGUGCCUGCGGAACCGCUGCACUCUCGAGCCGGAGGAGGAGAGCUCGGUUUUCGAUCACUUCAUUCUCUCUCUCUCUCUCUCUCUGUUUUUGGUAUUUUAAAAUUUGUUCAUUUACUGCUUCUCGAGCGUGCCAGAUGUGACACCGAUUUGCUCGAACCUAGUAGCUCUGUGUGUGUAGUACGUGUCCAGGCGUUGAAGUGGCAGAACUCGAUCGAUGUCGUGACAAAUCGUGCAUUGUCAUUGUUUGUUUGCUGGCCGCUCAUCCAUUCGCACGUCGUGCGUGUUUUUACGCCGGUCACAGACCCGCGAACGGUUGUGUGAAGACCCCAGCGACUGAAAUUAGGUCCCGACGCGCUCUGCAGUGUUUAUCUUUACGACCGUGACGCCCAUGGACAUUGCAUGCUCGAUUCCCGUCCCGUUCCGACCGAGGAACGUGUGAAUCUUCUGCCCUUCAAACACCGUACUGUUCCCCCCCCCCUUUUUUUUUCGUUCCUCUUUCUCGGUGAGAAGAGACAAACUGUUCGAGUCCCCAAACGUCGUCGCCUCUUCCCUCCACUGCACGCGUACGUUAUCAACAGCAACGCGCGUACACGUCGACCGUGCGUAUCGCGACUGAAGGCCGAGCACAUCUGUACCGGCCGGCACGCAUACCCUUACAUCGCCGCCUUCUGUCGGCGUUACGACGUUCGCACGCGGUUGUGAAACUUGUACGCUGACGCAGUGUGUGUGGAAAAAAAAAAGGACAACUCAGGACGGAGGUGUGGUCUUCCACAGACCGUUGUACGUACCAGUUCCAGUUGCGGCGACCGUGCGUGCUUCCAGGAGUGCAUCGAGUGAUCUCCGAAACACGUCACCCAGUCGUCGCAUUCUGUGUUGUGGCUACAGUUCCGGACGAACAAUCCUUUUUGGCACAAAACCCCACGUCCUUCAGGAAUCGCGACACCGAAUGCCCUCUUUUGGGUAAAGGUCACAACCGUUUCGUGUGUUUCGACGGGGGUGUGCGCUGAAGUGCGCCUCGCGGUCGCACGUCUGUAUGGUCGAUUCUUGCUACUUUGAUUGCUGACCUGACUUUUUCGGAGGUAAGAGCUAGCCUUUGUCCGGGAGUAUAUAACGCAACUUGUAUGCUCUUUCUGUCCUGCCGACGCGCAAGAAACGUCGUCCAGGAAACAAAGUUGCCCUUGUUCAACUCUCUUCACGGACCCCGUCCGAGUACCCCGGACUGCCCUUUCAUAAUAGCUACCUGCGUUGUCAACCGCGCUCAUACACGAUAGAACGAUCACGGGACGUUGCGGGCCUGUUUCUGUCGCGCUUUGAAUAAUCAGCGAGCGAAGCGUUCGCGUCGCCCUGUAUAAGAAGCUGGCGUAAGCAAAUACGCUGUCCAACAUCCUGCAGGAUCUGUAAGCUGUGACAUUCAUAUAGGCCUCUGCGAGCCCUCGGGUUCGGAAUCACAACUCCGAGUGCGACCUUGUCCUUCUCCGGUAGACACCCGCAAACUGACCCUCAGUACCAAGCACCUGUCUUCGUGUUGGUUACAGUGCAACUCCGAGGGCGACCGUGGCCUGCCUUUAGAAUCAAGUGACUGUCGUCUGGCUAACGCUGUGGCUCCAAGUGUGAUCGUGUUCUGCUUCUGUGCCAUUACCGGCCCUCAGGGUCAAGAAUAGCUCUCGUCGUGUUGAUCACACGCCUGCAAACAAUUUGCGCGCUCUCCGAGGAGGCCUCGUUCGUCAUGCAGCAUGCCAUCGCCAGGGCGCGGACGCUGUUUAAGACUCGUCCCCUGUUGGCCAACGUCGUCUCCUUCGGCUCCAUGUACAUCGGGGCCGAGGUGGUCCAGCAGACGAUACUCCAGAAGCUGGACCCGUCUGUGCGCGGCUACGACUGGCCGCUGGUGGGCCGGUACGCCGUGGUCGGCACGGGCAUCUACGCGCCGGCGCUCUUCUACUGGUACCGAUACCUGGACCGCGUCUUGCCGGGCAAGCUGGUUGCCGUCGCGGUCAGGAAGGCCCUCAUCGACCAGGUCUUGGCGUCCUCCACGCUUCUGGUAGCCUUCUACACGGCCAUGAGCGCGAUGGAGGGCAAGGAAGACAUCUUCGCGGAACUUAAGGCCAAGUUCGUACCAACGUACAAGCUGAGUUGCUGCUUCUGGAUCCCAGCGCAGUGCUUCAACUUCUUCCUGGUGCCGCCCCACUUGCGCGUCGUGACCGUCGGCAUCUGCUCGUUCGCGUGGGUCAACAUCCUCUGCAUCAUGAAGCGCAUGACCAUUAAGACGCAUAAGGAGGACGCCUAAGCGACGACCGUCUGGAGGAUUGACGUCACUACCGCUGACGUCAAGCUGAUCGCUCGCCCGGACGUGACGUCACAGCAUGUGACCAAAAAAGAACCUCGCAAUGGAACGACGUCAUGUCCGCCGCAAGGAAACGACCGACAGUUUGUUAUCGUGCCUCUAGUCGUCCGGGCGUCAAUCAAAAGACGCACAUGUACCGCGCAAUGCCUUUCUUCGACCGAACUGUUACUUCGUUAAUGGGUAACGUUCGUCGUCGCCACGAAGGAAAAAAAAAGUGCCUGUACCGACCGCAUGUUGACGCGCUCCAAGCGAUACGUGUAGCCUCGUUGUGUGCUCUACUCAGUUUCGGCGAAGUGAAGGUCGCCUCUCUGGCGCUGACGUGAGGGGGCUUGAGUUGGAAUACUCGCGGAUAACUUUCUGUGGCAGCGAAAGAGAAGCUACGGAAGCGAAGCGGGUGACAGCGCUCCUGAGUGUAGUCCCACAGUCUCGUUUUGCGGUUGCUUAAACUGGAGAACAGGGAACAGAAACAUCUCGUUUCUGUUCAGAACUUAUAGUAGGACAUAAAAUACACCCCUUGGUGUUAAAAUUGAAUUUAAUUUUUUUCCCCGCUUUGAUAUUCAGCGUUUUGGCAAACGUGAAACCGUCGCAGGUAGUAAGGCUACGCUGAUUCCGUAUCUCCUUCGCGAAACAGGAAGUGCUAUCGGACGCGGCCGGACUACUUGGCGCAGUGAUACAUGUGCAGAAUCUCCGCCCCUUUUAGCUUGCCCUUCACUGUCACAGAAAGUUGUUCGCGAGUGUGCUUGAAUGUUUGGCCUCUGUGUAUACAGCGUGGCUGCAGUGUGCCGCAGGUUGCGGGAAAGAAGCUGGGACAUUUGUACUGGCCUGUUGAAGGAACCGUGACUGCGUUAUUUUGUUCUGGUGGUCGACAGUCAUCUAUACUGACAGCUGCAGGGGAACCGGAAGUCUUUUGAGAGCCUGUUUCUCGCGCAGUAUACCGUAUAGCCGCCAUGUAAGAGGCAUGAGCGGGAUUGGACUUGGUCCUGUUUGUGUGUCUCCGUGUGCCGUCUUUAGCGCAGUUGUUCGUACAGCCUGUUGCGAACAAAAGUGCAAACGCCGUAAGUUUUCAACAGAGCUUACAGGGCCAUUCAGAUUUCUAGAUCACUGUGCGACUUUAUCAGCUGCCGUGCCUAUAUUUGAGCGUUACAUUAGCUACAGGAUUUGCCCUUGUCAUUAUAUCGUUUUAUUUGAUUCUAUGUACAUCAGUUUUUGUGACGCCUAUGUAAUGUGUGCAAGGUGUCCGUGAGUGGCAUAUAAAGCCCUCUGGCGAGCGGCUGGCGCACUUUCGGGGUUGUUAGACUUAGUAGACGCCAUCCAUAACUAUCGUGUUCGCGCGUCGUCUACUACCGUCGCUAUAAUGCUCAGCACCUGAAAAUUAUAGAAUUAUGGAAUCUCAAUUGUGCACCGUGUCACGCGCAUGCGCACUGACUUACGUGGUCCGCCAGAAGACUUUAGCAGACGACGCGCGAGCGGGAUCAGGAAGUGCAUCGGCUAAAUCUACCGCGAGAGUGCUCUUGUAGAUCAUGCAGAGUGCUUUGCCUGUAUGCCCAGCUACACGCGAUCCCGUGAUCUCGGUCGCAGAAUAUUAUCACUGUACCACCCACGAAACCGUAUACAGCCGGCGUCAAAAGUUUACGGGACGUGGGAGCUCGGAAGAUAAUCGAAAGAUAAUUCGGCAACCUUGGACACACCGCCCGGAAUUUAGAUUUUCAGCCUCGGCGGGAACACGUGACCACCAGCUCAAUGCUACGGCAAUUUAGUGGCUGCAUGAAAAAAAAAAAAUGAAACCGUACGGGAAUAUUUUGUUUAUUUUUUUUGUUCACGAAACUCGCGUCCCACAAUCUUCUGACGCCUACAGAAUUUGUCUCUCCUCUCUCUCCUGCCUCGGUGAGCCGACGGUGUGUAUAUGCUCAAACUCAAAAUGAAUAUCACCAGAGUCUUUCGAAAGUUAUCGCGUCACCAGGUAUUGCUGACGAUUAGCGCCUGCGAUAAUCGGGCAGCGUUAACGGCUUAUCACUGGUGCCGAUGUUCAGCUUCUCGCGACGUCGUCUGGUUUUGAAGGUCGAUUAUCGCCACCUGCAGCUUAGCGCCGGGACUAAUGUGUCGCGCGAGUCAUUCCGUCAGGGUUAGGGCAGUGGCUAACCGUUGCGGAAGGUUAACUUCAACAUUUAGCCAUCUCAUCUAUGCAGUCUUGGUGGCCCUUGAGGCUAUGAGCUAGAGUGUGUUAGGCGUUACGGCAGUGGUUAACCACGUGGAAGGUUAACUUCAACACUUACGCCAUCUCAUCUAUGCAGUCUUGCUGGUCCUUGAGGCUAUGAGCUAGAGUGUGUUAGGCGUGACGGCAGUGGUUAACCACGUGGAAGGUUGACAACGACACUUACGCCAUCUCAUCUAUGCAGUCUUGGUGGUCCUUGAUGCUAUGAGCUACAGUGCGUUAGGCGAAGUCUGUUAUGUGGAGUGCAUAGACAAAGGCAUACACAAAGGCAUACGACCCAUCCACUGUCUUAAGUGUAUGUGCGUGGCUUGUGAUGCUCAUACGACUUCAUUAUACCACUGAUGUGCCUUCGGCGAUAGUUUAUUUUUUAGUGUAGAUUAGGCUAUGCAUACUUUAGGCGCCUCGCCCUAUGGCGUACACUUAUGGUAGAUGAAGAUUGGCGCUGUGGCUAUCCUUCAGCGCUUGUGAGGAUGUCAUAGUCAGGCUUGUUUCGGGUAUAGCACCUUUGUACACCGGGGUUAGUUUUCGCCCUUGCGCGGCGUACAAAUAUUUGAGACUAAGACUGUUUAGGGCAAGUGUGUAGCGUAUUGCUCGUAUAUAUUUGUAGGCGUGAUUUUUUUUGUAGCUAAAUCUUUCCACUUCUUAAAGAAGGUAUAAGGCGCGGUGGUUGUUUAUUCCCACCACACAAAACAUUUGUAGAACUACCGAGCUGGCUUUUUCGCAAUGCAAGCGUAUGUCGGUAAAAUCGUUAAAAUUGUGAUAAUUUUUUUUUCGAGCAAUGCGCGUUCGCGUUCGUGCAUUCUUUCCGACCAUGUUGUACGUAAUGUUCCUGCGAGAGCAAGAACAGUGCAGGUGACGCACCGACAACCGUCGUGUUAAAAAGUUUCGUUGGUCACCACAUAUUAAGGCAAGGAUGCAGUGCGCAGAAAUCAACCUAACAAUUUUCACAAGAGUCGGGUGUUGCUACAUAUACUAUAUAUAAUACUACAUAACAAGAGCUCUAAAUUCUCUGCCUGUAGCCAAGUGAAUAGCGUCCCAAAUGUACAAAGCAUCAAGUGCCUGUAACCGCAGUGGCCGUCCUGACAGAAAUCUCUAAAGCUUGAGCCGACCGUUCUCGUAAAUAGCGCUGAGCUUGGGUAGGACUACAGCCGAAGUUGUGUUCACAAUAUGCCGACGGGCAUCUGACCGUUGGUAGAACUGAAUAAACGGCUGGCACAUAGCAACAAGCUAUGGGACAGAAAAGUGAUAAGGCGUAACAUUAAGGUACACGAAGAUGGCAAUGAGGCGGAGAAAGCAAGACGCGGGUGGCUGAUGUUGCAAUUGAGAUCAAGAGAAAAGCAGUGUGUAUCGGCAAGUGUUCGCAAUUCGUGGAUACAGAUAAGUGGCGGCGCACGACAAAAACAGAAUGGUUGCCGAAGGAAAGGGUGCAUGUUGUCGAGGGCGUGUAUGGAGAAUUAGACGAUGUGGAUAGAUGAGGAAGUUUACAGGCACGGUAUGGAGUUAAGAAAAAAAAAAGAAGGAUAUAGCGAUAGGAGAGGGUUUUCCUCCUAGCUGUGGAAAAAGCCUGAUGUUGGUGGUGAUGGCGAUGACGAUGAUGAUGUAACAUUUCAAGUCAGUGUCACACCGGUUUGUCGCCCGUGCAUGUGGCGUAUACGUACAGUGAGCACCAAUACUCUUUUUUUUUUCAAGUGCCUUUCCUUUCGCCUUUGUAGUGCCUUUGCAUCGAUGUGCGCGCCUCGUUCCACGAGAAGUUUGUUCCGCGGUAAGCACUGCGGGGCCCCCAUUCUGUCGUGCCUCUUCCUUUCUUCUUCACUGCCGAGAAGUGCCUAUAUUGUUUCGCGUUAUCUGUUGAUGAACACUGCUCGUACAACGAUCUAGUGCAAUACAUAGAUGAACAGAAGGUUCACUCUGUGCUGAAAGUGGAAGUGCUCUCCGGGAAAAAAAAAGAAGAAAGUACGCUUUCGCGGAGUGUUUUGGUUUUCAUUUCGUUGCUUGCGGUAUGAGCAGCAGCGAGUCCACUCAGUGCACGCGAAAGAAGGCUCGGUGUUUUAAAAGCCGGGAAGUACACGCCGAUAUACUCGACCUCCACAUUAGCUAAUAUUAGUGUUUCAACUUAGUGUUCCCCACAAAGAAAACAAAAAGAAAGGGGGGGGGCACGCCUGGUCAGUAUUAUCGCUCUGAACGAGCAGUGUAGGACAUGUAGAAUAGCGUUGUUUCGCGAACGUGUUUUCAAAAGCUCGUAGUUACGUGAAGGGAAACUCGGGUUCGCGUACGUACAGCGUCAAUCUGUCCCGUCAGCAGUUUCGAGCUUCGCGCUACGUCAGCGUGUAGCAAAUGUCUUGUAUACAGACAUACGAAAUUUUUAAUCUGUAAAGCUAAGGAAGAGAAAAUUGACUCGCCAUCCCGGUCUUGCCAAAGCGGAUGUACAGCAAAGCUGUUGAAAACUACCAUUACAACUUCUGAGGAGGGUACGCAGUGCUUUAUUGCUUUAGAGUAACAGUGGUGAGUGUAAUUUAGAGUAAUGGUAGUAAUUGGACUAAAGACGAUUUUGACAGCACGCCGCCGCUGGUCGUAUUGCCGUUUCUUUUCCCCUCUGCCACUCCUCGUACUCACGCUGCUCCUCGGGAGUCCAAACUAUGCGUCGCCUACCCAUAGCAGUGCUGCAACAAUGAAAUCAUUUGCUAUGCCGGUUCUUCUAUAUACGAAAGGCUAAUGACGUCACUCCCCGCGUCUCAAGCUGCCGUCGCCGCGGCAGCUUCCGCAACGGUAACCUUCACCGGGAAACGUAUGCAGCGAGCGCUACGUGCUUCGCAUUUUUAGCUGUAACGCCUCGUCAAUUAUACGGUUUGGAUGUUUGUUUUUUGCUUGUUCUUUGGUGAAAUGACCGCUGUACCGUAUGUCGUAUGCGUGAUGCCAAAGAAUGUAUGUACUUUUCGCUUCAAUCGCGGAAGGUUUCUUUUUUCCAUGAGGACGACGCCGCGAAAAAUCCCGACAAACUAGAGGCUAACAGAUUCGCUGUAAUAAAGCCAUUCUACUCGGUCACAAUGCACGAGUUCUUAAAAAAAUGUACUAUCUCGGCCCUUAGCCGUUUUCGCUUGCGAAUACAAGCAUGCAAGGAUAUUAGUGCUAUCAAAGUGUUUAGCAGUUGUGGUGGACGCGGAAAACACAUUGCUGGUUACGUCCAUUUCUUUUCUAAGAGUCACUCGACCUUCUUCGCGCUGUACAUCCGUCACCAUGCAAAUUUACCAAAUCGCCGAAUUCGCACCACUUGUCGCGGAAAAAUCGUUUAAACCGCCUUAAACGAUGUCAAUUACUAUACAGUUUGGCUAGAAACAUAAUUAAAUAGGGAGGGGAGGGGCUAAGCGUCAUUUAUAUACAAACAGAAAAGUGAGCUUAUAACAUGAAUCAAUCAAAACAAUAUCUGCGGCCAUGAUUUUACCACUAUCAUUCGUUAGCUAAAGCGUACAGCUAUAGAAACAGCUGCCCAUAUAUAUAUAUAUAUAUAUAUAUAGAAGGGGAGACGUAUGCCGCUUUUUACUGCCAAGGCUUUGACACGAACGUUCUCAGUCUCACUAGCAUGAGACAGAUUUGCCCAAAAUGAGUACGGGUUCCUCUACACGCGGAGGUCACUGGCCUUCCCUUUCUAAUUACAUUUUCCGGGGCUAUUUUUACUCCCCAAACGGAGUAUGUUCUUCGGCACUGCGCAGAAUUAUGUAGAGUAAACGCAUGUACUCUAUCGGGGAGCAUACAAGAACUCUCGGAAAUUAGGAGUUAAAUGAGGGGCCAGUCACUUACUCCUUCAAUGGGAGUCACGGGUACACUUUUUUACGAAACUUUUCUUUACCUUCUGGCUUUCUAUAGAACUGAGCUUUUGUAGAGGUUUGUACACCCCAAGUUGGAGUCUGGUACAAUUAAAUGCGUGCAUGUUAGACACCAUUCAUUGAAGAGAGUAGACCUCUCGAAAAUGGGAGUAAAAUAUAAUCGCACAUGGAGUUACUAUUCGAUAAGAGACGCCAGUGUAGUACGUACUCCCUUUGGGGUGAAACCUUCCGCCUUGAGGAUUUUCGCAAAACUGAUUUACUCAUUCAGCAUUCCCUUUGCAUCUAGUGUUCAAUAUGUAUAACGUCUGCAUUGGUUGUUGGCGGCGACGUUUUGGAACGAAGUGCUCCGAGCUCCUUUGGAAUGCCGCUUUGGGGCUUCGGGGUUAUACUAUAGAUACACUUAGGGCUACUAUACUUUUCAUGAAGAUAGAGAUAGAGGGAGAAAGAAAAAAAUGGUUAUAUUUUAUUUUUUUAUUUGCGUGUUCCUCGCGGGCUCCUAAUUGGAGUAUUGUGUGAGGGGGACGAUACAUUGUUAUCGUAAAAAUAUAGAGCACAUGCGGACUAGCUAACAAAAACAAUGAAACUACGGUCGAUUUUGCUCCUUUUCAGGGGUUUCCGUGCGAUCUAAGGCAACAAGUCCAGUAAAUGCGGUAGUCCGAAGAAAAGAGUAUAGGUAACUGGAGGAAGCUUUGUCGCGUCAGUCGAGGAUUACCUGCUGUUUUCACCUUGAAGUGACAAUCUUUUAGGAUGCUUGUUUAUCUUUAGCGCUUAACUUUGGUGCGCGUGAUGAAAGUGUCGAGCGUUGCACGAAGUUUCAGCUGUGCGGAGAGCGACCUCCGACCCGCCAUAUACGUAUGUGCUAAGACGACCGAUGUGUGCAGUCAAGUUCGAGCCGUUACCCUCACUCCGUUUAACUUGAACAGCUUUUUGUAGUGCGCAGUGUGAAUAAACAAGUGUUCUUCCA
Molecule: messenger RNA, 9803 nt
Organism: Dermacentor andersoni
Lineage: Eukaryota; Metazoa; Arthropoda; Arachnida; Ixodida; Ixodidae
Product: mpv17-like protein
Cellular component (GO): membrane; mitochondrion; cytoplasm
Source: RefSeq, a predicted model, not a curated record